Messenger RNA from Homalodisca vitripennis (glassy-winged sharpshooter), 705 nucleotides. RefSeq lists its product as uncharacterized. Lineage: Eukaryota; Metazoa; Arthropoda; Insecta; Hemiptera; Cicadellidae. The transcript is spliced from 5 exons. The record is from RefSeq and is a predicted model, not a curated record. Bases 169 to 705 code for a protein of 178 amino acids.
UUAUAAACCACAUAUUAGUUAUAUCAUAGGUUAUGUAACUUUUAAUGAAAAUGUUAAAGAUUGUUUGCUUGUUCAGGUUACAGCAACAAAUCUGUAGUACGAUAUCCAGAAUUCACACAGAGGGCGGUGGCGCAAGAGCCUGAUGAUCCGUCUCCCUCUAUCUCCUUCAUGGUGGUGACUUACAACAUACUGGCUGGUUGGUACAUGAGGCGAUAUAUCAGACACUACCAGGACAGCCCUGCUGAGACUUUGAACUGGCGCUUCAUAAGAUACACCAUCACAAACGAGAUCAAAGCUGAAGGACCAGAUUGUUACAGCAACAAAUCUGUAGUACGAUAUCCAGAAUUCACACAGAGGGCGGUGGCGCAAGAGCCUGAUGAUCCGUCUCCCUCUAUCUCCUUCAUGGUGGUGACUUACAACAUACUGGCUGGUUGGUACAUGAGGCGAUAUAUCAGACACUACCAGGACAGCCCUGCUGAGACUUUGAACUGGCGCUUCAUAAGAUACACCAUCACAAACGAGAUCAAAGCUGAAGGACCAGAUUUUCAUGCAGAAUGGAAGUGUUCCACAUUUCGAAGAGAGGGUAGAUUUUUAAUUGACCAGGUCGUCGGACGAGAUCGUGUUAAAGGUAUGGACCUGUUGGACAGCUACAAGGGAAGGGUUAUCCUACUGUGGAAGAGCUCCACAUUUGGAGGGGUAAUGUAA